CUGCAGCAGGCCCUGGGGACGGGCGGCGCCUGGAGAGAGCGCAAGCGCUCGGCAGCAGGACGGCCCCGGCCAGUGCUCUGCCCGUGGGGCCGGGACGGGAGUUACAGGAGAGGUGCUGACUUGUAGGAAGUGGGCGCUGAGGCCAUCGGGUGACGCCGGCUGCCAGCAGUUUACUCUCAGAUGGUUCAGGGGAAAGUUCUUUGUACUAAAACUUGGAACAUUUCUCUAAUUUUAAGACAGUUUCCAAAAAGCUAAUCAGAAACAAGCAGCGAGGAGGAGAGCUCCGUGCCGAGCGCGCGCUCAGCCAGCACAAGGGCCGGUUCUGCCCAGCUCCUGCGCCAGACAGACAAGCAGACAGCAGCAGCCCCAGCAAACCCAGCAGCUUCCCACGGACCGAGCCCGAGUCCUCCGUCUUGGGGCGUCUCUUAUCGUCUUGGGGCGUCUUCUGCUACUCUGGGCCUGGUUUGAACUCACACAGUCUAGGUGACUGACGCAAGGCACCGUCGACAAGUGUAAACAUCACGACGAAUCUGCCACCAGCCAAGGUCGCUGGGUCCUUCCCGUAGACCCGGAGUUAACCCGGAAGAGGGGCAGGAAGGGGACUGUGUCCUUAGGCUCGAGAAAGGGGUGAGGGAAUGAUUCCAGAGGGAGAAAAAAUGGUCUGGGGAAAGUGCAGAGACGCUGGGAGCUCGUGGGCAGCACGAAGAAAGGGGUGCUGUUACCGGGCGUGGGGGGCGCCCCUCGGGGCAUGCAGCUCAUCACCCCACAUCAGGAAGUCCCAGGCCCCCCCUGAGCUGGCCAAGAGCGGAGAGCCAGGUCCCGCAGGCUCUGGCCACCGGCGACCUCGGGCGAGCUGGCUCCUUCUCUGCAGGGUACUGGUGACACAAAGGGAGAGGUGCCUCUGCCCGCCUGGCUCCCGGGCCAUCAGCGAGACCCACGUGAGGUGAUCUACGAGCAGAUGUUCUAGCUGCCAAACACAGUAUUCGUUUCAUUCCCUGUGAUUUAUAGUUUACUGUUCAUACUAUUUCUUAGGGCAGAGGCACCACACCGUCCUGGUGGUGCUCCUGGCCUCUUGUGUGUCCUGAUUAAGUGACCUGAAAACACCAAACAAAACAUCAGAGCAGGUCCCCUCCCUCCGUCCCUGGCAGAGCCCACGCCCCGUGUGCGGGCAGUGCCCAGGGCCACCCCUCCCUCCCCCGCAGGGCAGGCCCAGCAAACCCAGAGAGCCGGCCGCUCAGGGUCAGGCCCUCCUUCCAGGCCUCGAGGAGGGCUCAGCGACACAGCCCUGAAUUCUGCCCCUCCAUUCCAGGGGCAUCUGGUCACACGCCCCCGUCCUGGCCCCUGGCCUGCAGUCCCAGCCUGUGAGCAGCACAGGGCAGCCAAUGGGAAGGCCCCAUCAGCCAGGUGGCCCCUCAGACCGUCUGUCCUUGGAGGAGACAGGAGUGCUCUAGUCCCCGCCGGCCUCGCUGACCGUGGACGGGAUGGCCAGUGUGAACUCUGCCAGCCGCACCCACUACGCCUCCUCCAUCCCCGUGCCUCGCGCUGCUUCCCAGACCAGGAUGCAGACACCGGCUGUAUCUCCCCGGCUGCGGCCACGCCAGGCCGGCCUGGCCCUGAGCCCCCAGCGGGCGGCCUCCCCAAGACUGGGCAAGGCUGGAGGCCCUUCCAGAGGCUCAUCUCCUAAGGCAUCCCGGGGGAGAGGCUCCCCCAAGGCUCCUGGGGCUGCCAGGGAGUCAGCCGAGGUUGCUGAGAGCCACGCUGGCUCCCCAUGGAGCAGUCCCAGGACGGCCCCCAAAGCAGUCCUCUCUAGCCGGACUGGGUCCAGAAGAGCUGGGGAGACACAGGGUGCCCAGGGAAGGAAGAAGGUGGCCCCGGAAGGGGUUCCGGCUCACCAGACUCGGGGCAGGAGCCCCUUCCGGACCAGUUCUCAUGGAGAAACUCAGAUACCAGGGGCUCCAUCUAACUACCCAGGAAAAGAUCAAAGAGAUCUGACCUACAGAAGCUCCGGGGGCCCCAGGUCGUUGGAACCUGACACCAGGGCAGCUUCCGGGCCGUCCUCUCCAGUCUGCAGCCCUGUGCACAGCCCCCGCCCAGCCCCCGCCCUAGGGCCCAUCAGCUUCUCCUCCGCCCAUCAGCAGAGCCAGCCGGUCACAGCCACGGUGGCCCCCUUCCAGUACAGGGCGCAGACAGACCAGGAACCUGGCCCCCUCUGCCAGGGCAGCUGGGCUCCUGAUGGCUACUCUGGCCCCCCCCGGCGGGACUGAGGAGAGCCUCUCGUGCAGGGGUAAGUGAGGGCAGACUUCUGGGGGAGAGGCCGCUGGACCAGAACUCUCUCACCGUCCACGUGGGAGGAGUGGCCCGGCCAAACGGCCACAUCUCUUCACGCCAAGGCCGCGACCUGUUAGUUGCACUUAGAGUUCUCGCCACACCUGACUCCUUGCAGGGUUGGCCCUCCCACCCCCGAGCAAGUCAGGGAAGGAAAGCGGCCAGCGGGCAUCCUGUUUAUCCUGGAAGGUGCUGCGUGUGUAGCUGGGAGGCAGUGCAGGGCCACCUGACCAGUGGCCCGCCGUGCGCUCCCUCCCCUAGACCCACAUCAGCAGGCCACGCCCAUGCGGCCACCUCCCCACAGCCUCCUGUAGCCAGAACCCCACCCCCGACGCGCACAGUGCUGUUCACGGCACCUCAGCACCGCGGGAACCAGAAUGUGCGCCUCCCGAGGAGGCCCCCGAUU
Messenger RNA from Vicugna pacos (alpaca), 2731 nucleotides. NCBI's taxonomy places the organism in Eukaryota, Metazoa, Chordata, Mammalia, Artiodactyla, Camelidae. The record is from RefSeq and is a predicted model, not a curated record.